Messenger RNA from Kuraishia capsulata CBS 1993, 2805 nucleotides. RefSeq lists its product as uncharacterized. Gene Ontology annotation, molecular function: ATP hydrolysis activity; zinc ion binding; ATP-dependent peptidase activity. The transcript has a single exon. NCBI's taxonomy places the organism in Eukaryota, Fungi, Ascomycota, Pichiomycetes, Pichiales, Pichiaceae. Gene Ontology annotation, biological process: mitochondrial protein processing; protein-containing complex assembly. The coding region runs from base 1 to 2805 and encodes 934 amino acids. Gene Ontology annotation, cellular component: membrane; m-AAA complex. The record is from RefSeq and is a predicted model, not a curated record.
AUGCCCGAACUUCGCGAAGGCGAAAGCUCCGCUCACACACGACCAGGACCGAGGCGACGGCGGCGGCGUUUUCAGUUUCCACCAGCUGAACACAAGCCGUUCCAAUCAGUGAAGACUGUAUCAUUUCAAUUUAGCUGGGAUUCUCAGAUCAUGUCAAUUUUGCUGAGAAGUUCAAGGCGGCUUCCCGUUCCGUUGCUAAGGAUUUCGAGGACAAGGGCUUUGGCCAAUGUGGUUUCGAAGCCCUCUGUGGCAACGGGUGCGUUGAAGGCCGGCUUUUGGGUGGUGCAUGUGGGAGUACCUGCCAGUUCCAUGCGUCAUUUUAGUAGCAACUCAUAUUUGCUAGAAGAGUCUAAAGGCGAGGAGGAUAACAAAGAGCCAAGUGUGCAGGAGCUUACACAAGCCAGGGCCUUGAAGAAGGAGCUUGAAGCCGUCUACAACAAGAGAAAGAACUUGCAAGGAUUCUCCCAUAUUCUCGAUUUUGAAGAGUUGACGCAGAAAUAUGAUUUGAAUGAAAAAUCCAGGGUGUUGUUUACAUUGAAGAAAGUGAUGGAGGAGGAGCCAAGUUCGCUGAGCGAAGAAGACCGAGUCAUGCUUCUAUCUGCGUUUCUUCAACAUGUGACCCUGUCCUCGAUGGUCCCAAGAGGAGCCGAGAGGAAUCUUUCCACUUUCAAAGAGGCAUUUCAGAAAAUCUGGAACUUCGAAAAAGAGAGGCAGGAAGCGGAAUCGGGCGAUUCCGAGGGAAAAGCCUCAAAACCAGAGUCAAAUUCAAGUUCAAGUUCAAGUUCAACCUCAAACUCAAACUCCAAGUCAAGUGGUCCAGCUUCAGGAUCAACAAUUUCUCCAUUGGGUGGGGAUUCUUCAGGAAUAAAGAUUCUGGGAACCUUCGCUUUUCUGCUUGGUUUGAUGACGUUUUUCGUUGCUGCUAGCGAGACCCGUCAAAUAACCUGGGAAGAGUUUCGCACCCAGUUAUUGGACAAAGGAUACGUGGAAAGGCUCAUUGUUGUGAACAAGAACUUAGUUGAAGUUUACCUAAAUGAUGCUGGAAAGUCUCAGUCGCCUUUCGGUGGUGAGGUUGUAUAUUUUACCAUUGGUUCUUUGGACCGUUUUGAGAGGAAACUGAUCAAGGCCCAAGAAGAGAAGAGUGUCCAGGGAGAAUUCAGAGUUCCAGUUCAAUACGAGCAACGUGGAGGUUGGGUCAAGGUCGUGAUGAUGGUCUUGCCUACGUUGGCAAUGUUCGGUGGAUUGAUCUGGGUUAGCAAGAAGAUGUCCCCUAACCAGUUAGGCGGAGGUCUUUUCAGUGCAAGCAAGUCUAAAGCCAAAAAGUUCAAUGUCCAGAAGAGUGUCAAGGUAAAAUUUGACGACGUUGCGGGAUGCGAUGAAGCCAAAGAGGAAAUCAUGGAGUUUGUCAAGUUCUUGAAGAACCCAAAGAAGUACGAGAAAUUGGGUGCUAAGAUUCCAAGAGGUGCAAUCCUGUCCGGCCCACCCGGUACCGGUAAAACCCUUUUGGCCAGAGCAACAGCUGGCGAGGCUGGCGUCCCCUUCUACUCUGUUUCAGGAUCCGAAUUCGUUGAGAUUUUCGGUGGUGUCGGUGCUUCGCGUGUGCGCGAUCUUUUCAAAGAUGCCAGAGCUAGUGCUCCAAGUAUCGUGUUUGUUGAUGAGAUCGAUGCUAUUGGUAAGGCUCGUGGCCAAGGAAAGAUGGCCGGUUCGAACGAUGAACGUGAAAACACUUUGAACCAGCUUCUGGUCGAAAUGGAUGGUUUUGGAAGCAACGAACAUGUGGUGGUUCUGGCCGGUACCAACCGUGCCGAUGUGCUUGACCCUGCUCUGUUGAGACCUGGUAGAUUUGACAGGAAGAUUUACAUCGAUAACCCUGAACUUAGCGGUCGCCAGGACAUUUUUGCAGUCCACCUGAAGAAUGUCAAGGUUAAUCCAAAGAUUAACAUGGAGGACCUCAAGGGUAGACUCGCUACCAUGACACCAGGCUUCUCUGGUGCUGAUAUUGCCAACUGUGCUAACGAAGCGGCUUUGAUUGCUGCAAGAACCAACUCUGAUUAUGUCGAGGUGGAGCACUUCGAGCAAGCUAUAGAGAGGGUAAUCGCUGGUCUGGAAAAGAAAUCGAGAGUUUUGUCUCCAGAAGAGAAGAAGACGGUGGCUUACCACGAGGCUGGACAUGCAAUUUGUGGCUGGUUUCUAGAACUUGCAGAUCCUCUUUUGAAGGUUUCUAUUGUUCCGCGUGGAAGUGCCGCCCUUGGUUACGCUCAGUACCUACCAGCCGACGUCUAUUUGUACUCUGUCGACAAGCUCAUGGAUCGUAUGACUAUGACUCUGGGUGGAAGAGUGUCUGAAGAACUACAUUUUGACUCCGUGACCAGUGGUGCCUCUGAUGAUUUUGAGAAAGUCACCGCAAUAGCCCAAAAGAUGGUCAUAGAGUGUGGUAUGUCUGAGAAGAUUGGAUAUCUCAACUACAACCAAGACAGGGGAAAUGACAUGACCAAGCCAUACAGUGAUCGGACUGCUAAGCUUAUUGACUCUGAAAUCCACAGGAUAGUGGCAGAGUGUUACGAACGUUGCAAGAAACUGCUCACUGAAAAGUCCAAGGAAGUUGGACUGGUUGCUGAGGAAUUGCUUGCAAAGGAAGUAAUCACCAGAGAGGACAUGAUCAGGCUACUUGGAGAGCGCCCCUACCCAACGAGGAGUGACGCUUUCGACAAGUACCUGACUGACAAGAAGAUUAGAGAGGAAGAAAAACACAUACAUGAGGAGAAGAAGGAGGAGGAUGAAGGAGAGAAGCCCAAAGACGCAUGA